AUCAACAGCCGUGCAAACUACACACGCCGAUGGCAUUUUUGAUUACGCUCCCGUCGAUUCCGAAGCCAUCAGAACCGUCUGCCCCUCUACGAAAUAGAACCAGGAUCCAAUAUUCACCUGUGAGAACUCUGUUAGUGACAUUGGCAACAUCCGCAACUCAAUCCCCAUCUGGACCGGCCUCGCCAUCGCCCCCGGCGCGCGUCUCGUCCUCCCCUAAAUCAUCGUCCGCAGCUCCGACGAUAUCUCCCAGAAAUGCACCGUGAGGCAAUAAACCCGCCGUUUGCCCUGAAACCCGAAGACCUGCAAGCGCCCAUCCCCCGCACCGGCCUCCCGCGGCCUGACGUCUUCGCCGCUUGGCUCGCGCGGCAGACCGGCGGCACGACGCCGGUCCUCGCAACGACAGUUGUCGAACUCUGGCGCUCUCACCUCAUGUAUCCGAUCUACAGCGACUCGGCGGCAUUUGUGCACGAGUUUGGCGGGAUUCUCAAGUUCCGGCCCGACGUGCGCGAGCUCGCCACCCGCACAUCCCGCGGCCUGCUCGCCAAGUACGACCUCAUGUACAACGGUGCCAGCUCGAUUACCAAGAAUGCCUUCUUCGGCGCGCACUUCGCACGGAGAAGGCAGAGGACUGGGUGGACUCGCCCUACUCAACGCAGUCGCAAUACUACCUGAAUCAAACGCUCGACUCCAACCUGAACGUGAUCUACGUUGCGUCAGACAACACCUCUGAAGUCAAACUUCUGGCCGCUGAUGCUUCGCACCAUGGGAUCCACGUGGCCACCAAAUUCGAUGUCUUAUCUGGGAGAUGUUUGUGAGGGAGUCGAAUGAGGAGGCGUUGGAGUAUGCGACGGCGGGGAAGCCGGUGAGGAGUGGGGGAGACUAGACUAGAUAGUUGUGGGACGCGGGAGGUUGAGGAACGGCCCGUUCUAUAAAAAUCCCUCAACUCUUGUUUAGAACGGGAGGUAUUACAAAAGUUAUAGAAAAAUAUUUACCACGAC
Molecule: messenger RNA, 998 nt
Organism: Pseudogymnoascus verrucosus
Lineage: Eukaryota; Fungi; Ascomycota; Leotiomycetes; Thelebolales; Thelebolaceae
Exons: 1
Coding region: 253-672 (139 amino acids)
Source: RefSeq, a predicted model, not a curated record